AUGAGCAUCACGCUCUACAGCGAUGGCGGUCGCGUCUCCGAACCGACUCGCCCAGGGAGGGCGGUCGUCAAUUAUGAAACGCACCGUAGGCAGCUGAGCAUGUGCGCAGGCGACAUGAAGAAGCCUGAAGCCUCGUGCAUCAGGGGCCAGGACUGCAUCGGGGUUGGCAGCCCAAUGCUGCAGCAUCGCAUCGAGGGCAUCGGUGCUUCCACGGGCGGCGGCGGUCCAGAAGGGAUCCUCCAGCGGUAUCUCGGCAGGCCCAAGCGACGACGGGUGUAUUGCCAGUUACCUUCUCAAGAGGAUGACAUCGUUGCGCUUGAUGAUGGAGCGAGGCAGGCUGGAAUAUUCUGUUUCGUAUAG
Molecule: messenger RNA, 360 nt
Organism: Diaporthe citri
Lineage: Eukaryota; Fungi; Ascomycota; Sordariomycetes; Diaporthales; Diaporthaceae
Exons: 1
Coding region: 1-360 (119 amino acids)
Source: RefSeq, a predicted model, not a curated record